GUCUCACCUUCAAAGUCCUGGCAUCUCAAUGCAUCUGGGAAGCUACCUGUUUUAAGUCAGGACUGAGCACACAAGUGAGCUCCUGAAAGCAGCAGCUAUGGCUACAGUGAUCCUGGAGAGCAUCUUCCUGAAGCGAUCCCAGCAGAAAAAGAAAACCUCACCUUUAAACUUUAAGAAGCGCCUCUUUCUCUUGACUGUCCAGAAGCUCUCCUACUAUGAGUAUGACUUUGAACGUGGGAGAAGAGGCAGUAAGAAGGGUUCAAUAGAUGUUGAGAAGAUCACCUGCGUUGAAACAGUGGUUCCUGAAAAAAACCCUCCCCCUGAAAGACAGAUUCCGAGAAGGGGCGAAGAGUCCAGUGAAAUGGAACAGAUUUCAAUCAUUGAAAGGUUCCCUUACCCUUUCCAGGUCGUUUAUGAUGAAGGACCUCUCUAUGUCUUCUCCCCAACUGAAGACCUGAGGAAGCGUUGGAUUCACCAGCUCAAAAAUGUAAUCCGGUACAACAAUGAUCUGGUACAGAAAUACCACCCUUGCUUCUGGAUUGAUGGGCAGUAUCUUUGCUGCUCUCAAACAGCCAAAAACGCCAUGGGAUGCCAAAUUUUGGAGAACAGGAAUGGAAGCUUAAAAUCUGGGAGCUCCCACCGGAAGACGAAAAAACCCCUGCCUCCCACUCCUGAGGAAGACCAGUUCUUGAAAAAGCCACUACCUCCUGAGCCAAGAGCAGCCCCUGUUUCCACAAAUGAGCUGAAAAAAGUUGUAGCCCUUUAUGACUAUAUGCCAAUGAAUGCAAAUGACCUACAGCUGCGAAAGGGUGACGAGUACUUUAUCUUAGAAGAGAGUAACUUACCCUGGUGGAGAGCACGGGAUAAAAAUGGAGAGGAAGGCUAUAUCCCCAGUAACUACGUCACUGAAGCAGAAGACUCCAUAGAAAUGUAUGAGUGGUAUUCCAAGCACAUGACUCGGAGUCAAGCAGAGCAGCUGCUAAAGCAAGAGGGCAAAGAAGGAGGUUUCAUUGUCAGAGACUCCAGCAAAGCUGGAAAAUACACUGUAUCUGUGUUUGCUAAAUCUACAGGGGACCCUCAAGGGGUGAUACGCCAUUAUGUUGUGUGCUCCACACCUCAGAGCCAGUACUACCUGGCUGAGAAGCACCUAUUCAGCACCAUCCCCGAGCUCAUUAACUACCAUCAGCAUAACUCUGCAGGUCUCAUAUCCAGGCUGAAAUACCCCGUGUCUCAACAAAACAAGAAUGCACCUUCCACUGCAGGCCUGGGCUACGGAUCAUGGGAAAUAGAUCCAAAGGACCUGACAUUCUUGAAGGAGCUGGGGACUGGACAGUUUGGCGUAGUGAAGUAUGGGAAGUGGAGAGGCCAAUAUGAUGUGGCCAUCAAGAUGAUCAAAGAAGGCUCCAUGUCCGAGGAUGAGUUCAUUGAAGAAGCCAAAGUCAUGAUGAAUCUCUCCCAUGAGAAGCUGGUGCAGUUGUAUGGCGUCUGUACCAAGCAGCGCCCUAUCUUCAUUAUUACCGAGUACAUGGCCAAUGGCUGCCUCCUGAACUACCUGCGGGAGAUGCGCCACCGCUUCCAGAAUCAGCAGCUGCUGGAGAUGUGCAAGGAUGUCUGUGAAGCCAUGGAGUAUCUGGAGUCAAAGCAAUUCCUUCACCGAGACCUGGCUGCUCGGAACUGUUUGGUAAAUGACCAAGGAGUGGUUAAAGUAUCUGACUUUGGCCUGUCCAGGUAUGUUCUAGAUGAUGAAUAUACAAGCUCAGUAGGCUCCAAAUUUCCAGUCCGGUGGUCUCCACCAGAAGUCCUUAUGUAUAGCAAAUUCAGCAGCAAAUCUGACAUUUGGGCUUUUGGGGUUUUGAUGUGGGAAGUCUACUCUCUGGGGAAGAUGCCAUAUGAGAGGUUUACUAACAGUGAAACUGCAGAACACAUUGCCCAAGGCCUACGUCUCUAUAGGCCUCAUCUGGCUUCAGAGAGGGUAUAUACCAUCAUGUACAGCUGCUGGCAUGAGAAAGCAGAUGAACGUCCCACUUUCAGAACUCUUCUGAGCAACAUUCUCGAUGCCAUGGAUGAAGAAUCCUGAGCUGGUCAAUAAGCUUCUUAGUUCUCCACAAACCCUGAUUUCACUUUCUCUGAAGAAAGCCUAGGCUUUCUGGUCCUGGGGCCUUUAUGUUCCCACUGUGUACACAAAAGGCCUCUCUUUACACCUGGGAAAGCCUCUCUGAUUCCACUGAAAACAAAGGCCGAAGAAUUAUUUUCUGCCUGGUAUUGUGCCCACUCCCCGGAAAUUUCUCAAGGUUAUUAAAACAGACUGACUUUGGAAUGGAAACAUUUGGGGAUGGGUGAGGAGAGAGGGGUGUAAAUAGCCUUCUCUCAAAAAGUCCAAGAAC
Messenger RNA from Echinops telfairi (small Madagascar hedgehog), 2384 nucleotides. RefSeq names its product Bruton tyrosine kinase (gene BTK). Gene Ontology annotation, molecular function: non-membrane spanning protein tyrosine kinase activity; protein binding; ATP binding. The coding region runs from base 98 to 2077 and encodes 659 amino acids. The transcript is spliced from 19 exons. The record is from RefSeq and is a predicted model, not a curated record. Gene Ontology annotation, biological process: T cell receptor signaling pathway; peptidyl-tyrosine autophosphorylation; B cell receptor signaling pathway. Lineage: Eukaryota; Metazoa; Chordata; Mammalia; Afrosoricida; Tenrecidae.